Lates calcarifer (barramundi perch) is the source of this 2190-nucleotide messenger RNA. RefSeq names its product growth/differentiation factor 15. The record is from RefSeq and is a predicted model, not a curated record. Lineage: Eukaryota; Metazoa; Chordata; Actinopteri; Centropomidae. Gene Ontology annotation, cellular component: extracellular region. Bases 478 to 1689 code for a protein of 403 amino acids. Gene Ontology annotation, molecular function: cytokine activity; growth factor activity. Gene Ontology annotation, biological process: SMAD protein signal transduction. The transcript has 3 exons.
CCUCGCAAUCAAGCAGUGUACUGAUCCUGUUUGCUGAUAGAAGCGAGGAUUUUCACAGAAUACGCUGAUAACCACUUGGAAACAAUCCACUGAGCAGACGCAGAUGCAGCCCAGUGUUUUUGCUCUUUGGUCUGUCCCAACAAUGACUACUGGUGGAGCAGGAAUGCUGCUCUUUUAUCCCACACAGAGGACAGCACAGGUGGAGAUCAGAUAUUGUUUAGUCUAUUUAAAUCGUCAUGAAAUGGAGCACCUUCACUCAGUGCUCCCUUUCAUCUUUGACGGGCUCCUUACAUCAGCUGUGUGAUGAUGUGAUUACUUUUUCAACAGAUUCAGAUAACUUUCACAGAGCUUGUCACCAAAGCUCAAAACGGUUCUCUUUUUCGACAGAGGAGGCUCACCUGACUCACCUGACCAACCAGGGGUGUGGCAACGCAGAAGCUCUAUAAAUAAAAGCAUGUCAAGAAUUUCAUCCAUAACAUGGACAAACCCCAUCCACUGAGCUACAGCACUCUCAGAGCAAACCUACCUGACAGGGUCACCAUGCUCAGAUCACACACACCCCAUAGACUCAUCUCCUGCAAGUUGCUGCUGCUGCUGCUGCUCCUCGUCUCCCUCUCCAGCCAGGGGGAGAGCCGGCCUCACAAACCCCACAAAGGCGCACCUGACGUGGGGAGGAUGGCUGGCCAGAAGGUCCAGCUUUUGGAGGCCCUGAAGGCGGGGAUCCUCAGCUCAUUGGGUAUGGACGGGGAGCCCAGGCCGGCCCGAAAGGCCACAGAGAGGGAGCUGAGGAGGAUGUACCAGCUCUACAGAGAAAAACUGAGAGAAAUGAGAGGAAAUUCCAGCCAUCCGAUGAGGGAGACCUGGCAGCCUUCUGUCUCUACUGUUCUCUUUCCAGCCACAGUGGAGCCAGUGAAAGUGCUUUGGAAGGGAGGACACCCACAGUCAGUCCAAGGCAUGCGGUGGUACAGAGCAGUUUUCCAUAAAGACCCAAAUAUCCAGAGUGAACUGAAUCUAGCUCGGGCAGAACUGAAGAUCUCCAGGCAGAUUUUAAAUAAACCCACAUCAGUUCAGCCUGAGCCAAGACAACAGGUUAAAGUUAAAGUCAGCGGGAGGAAGCCAGUGAACUCUGCUGCACGGACACAGAUAGACACUCUACUCCUGGCCAAUGUCUCAAGCACUCAAGACGUGAUGUUGGACAUCAGCCCCGAGGUGGAGGAGUGGAUGAGAACAGAUGGCGGUCAGGCACUGGUUGUGGAUGUAGGGAUGGUUGACGGAGGUGCCCUCAAGGCCGACCCGACCGUUUCUGUGGAGUUAGGCCUCACGCAGCCCAAACUGGCGCAGAGGACGCGUCGCUCCAACAAGGAGGACGACUGCGACGAACGAGGAUGGUGCUGCCAGAAGUCGGUCACCGUGUCCUUCAAAGACAUCGGCUGGGCGGACUGGGUGGUGGCCCCAACUGAAUACACCAUGCACCUCUGCGACGGCACCUGCCCCCACAACUACAAGCCGGCCAGCAUGCACACGCAGGUGAAGUCUCGGCUGCACCAGAUCACCAAGGGAGGGACGCCUCGGCCCUGCUGCGUGCCGGCAGCCUACGAGCCCAUGGUCCUCAUGCACUAUGACAGUAGAGGAAAGUUAAAGCUGACACCUUUCAACGACCUGAUUGUCAGUAAAUGUCACUGUGCCUGAGGAAAAAAUGCAAGUGACUUUUUUUCCCCCACCUUAUAACCUUAGGGAGAGCAUUUCCACUAGAAGAAAAGCUUGUUACAUGGUGAAAACAAACCUGACUGUGUUCUUAGAUUAUCACAUAUCUUAAUUGGUUAAGUACAAUUGCAGUCAUCCACUCUGACUUUUUUUUUUUUUUGAAGAUGUUACUGCUGCACAGAACCACUGUUUUGUUUUGCAUUUAGGAUCUUCUCCUUUAAACAUAAAAUUAUUUAUUUUAAGCUCUAUUUAUGGUCCUAUUUGCCUUAUUUUGUUGUUGUGUUACAUUACAGCAUAUUUUAGUACCAUUUACUGUUAUUAUUUAAAGUACUGUAUUGUUUUACGAGGCAUGCGGUUUGUUUUGUUUGUUGUCCUCUACAUUUCAAAAAUUAUUUGCCCAAAUAAAUGUUCCAAUUGAUUCACACUGAACUGUUGCACUUGAAUGUACCCACAUGUACAUUUCAAAAUAAACGCAUAAGCAUGAAA